This is a messenger RNA of Cynoglossus semilaevis (tongue sole), 8300 nucleotides long. RefSeq names its product fibrillin 2b (gene fbn3). The record is from RefSeq and is a predicted model, not a curated record. Lineage: Eukaryota; Metazoa; Chordata; Actinopteri; Pleuronectiformes; Cynoglossidae. Gene Ontology annotation, molecular function: calcium ion binding.
CUCUCCCCAAACAGGGCAAUUCCCUAACUUUUCUCUUUUUCUCACAAGCCUAUAGUUAAAUAUUCCAUUCUGGAGCACAUAUCCUGUCUCAAAUUCCGACUCUGGGCUCCUCGACGCCGAAAAUCACUCCAACUGUUGCAAGCCCCUAAUCUGGCCUGCAUACCAGGACUGGAUCCAGGUCUAGAUCCAUCUGCUCAGCCUGGGUCCACAGUCAGAGAGUGAGUGCUAACACAGAGGGACUGCAGUCAGAGGGACAGCCAGACAGACCAAUGGGGAAUCUGGCUCAGAUGCUGCUGGGAUGGGCAGCAGUGUGUCUUGCGGCGGUCCAUGUAGCGUGCAGUCAAACAGGGAAUGGACCAUUUCAAGCUAGUCGUCUGCCCAGCGCUGUGGACCAGAGAGAGGUGCAGCGAGUUCGACGCCGUGGCCAGGAAACACUGAGAGGGCCGAACGUGUGUGGCUCUCGCUUCCAUUCAUACUGCUGUCCAGGCUGGAAGACACUGCCAGGAGGAAACCAGUGCAUUGUUCCCAUUUGUAGGAACUCGUGUGGCGAUGGCUUCUGUUCCAGACCCAACAUGUGUACCUGUUCAAGCGGUCAGGUCUCUCCCAGCUGUGGAGGAGGAGCUGGAGUUCAGUCCUGUAACAUCAGGUGUAUGAAUGGCGGCAGCUGUGCCGAGGACUCCUGCUCCUGUCCAAACGGCUACACCGGCAGCCACUGUGGCCAACCUGUGUGUGAGAAAGGCUGCCAGAAUGGUGGACGCUGCAUUGGGCCCAACAGAUGUGCCUGCGUCUAUGGUUUCACUGGUCCACAGUGUGAGCGAGACUACAGGACUGGACCCUGUUUCACCCAGGUCAACAACCAGAUGUGCCAGGGCCAGAUCAGUGGGAUCGUUUGCACCAAAACACUGUGUUGCGCCACCAUUGGUCGAGCAUGGGGUCACCCCUGUGAGCAGUGCCCCGCCCAGCCACACCCCUGCAGACGAGGAUUCAUCCCCAACAUCCGCACCGGAGCCUGUCAAGAUGUGGACGAGUGCCAGGCGGUGCCAAACAUGUGUGCCGGAGGAAACUGCAUCAACACGGUGGGAUCUUAUGAAUGUAAAUGCCCCGCUGGUCACCGCCAGAGCGAAACCUCCCACAAAUGUGAAGAUGUUAAUGAAUGCAGCACCAUCCCUGGUGUGUGUGAUGGCGGCGAAUGCACCAACACCGCCGGCAGCUACGUCUGCACCUGUCCACGAGGCUACAUCUCCAGCACAGAUGGUUCCAGAUGUGUGGACCAACGUAUCGGCACCUGUUUCUUCGGAGGAAAUGGGGGCGGUUUUGGAGGCAACGGAGGAAGCUUCGGGGGCAACGGAGGCGUAAACAUGAACCACCAGCUGAUCAGCACCGUGUCUGUCAACGAUUCCAUUGACGUCUGCAAACAUUUCACCAACCUCUGUCUGAACGGACGCUGCAUUCCCACGCCGACCAGCUACCGCUGCGAAUGCAACAUGGGCUACAAGCAGGACGUCCGUGGGGAGUGUAUCGAUGUGGACGAGUGUGUGAGUAAUCCAUGCAUCAACGGAGAUUGUGUUAACACACCCGGGUCGUAUCACUGCAAGUGUCACGAGGGUUACACUGGAACGUCUACCAAACAAGCAUGCAUUGACAUUGACGAGUGCAUUAUGAACGGGGUAAUGUGUCGCAAUGGCCGCUGCGUCAACACAGAGGGCAGCUUCCAGUGCAUCUGCAACGCUGGCUUCGAGCUCACCCCUGACAGGAAGAGCUGCAUCGAUCACGAUGAAUGCGCCACCACCAACAUGUGCCUGAACGGCAUGUGUAUCAACGAGGACGGGAGCUUCAAGUGCAUCUGCAAGCCAGGCUUCGCACUAGCACCAAACGGACGCUACUGUACAGACAUAGACGAGUGUCAGACGUCGGGCAUCUGCAUGAACGGCCGCUGCAUCAACUCGGGGGGGUCCUUCCGCUGCGACUGCCCACCGGGCCUGGCGAUCGCCGUGGACGCCACGCACAUGAGAACGACAUGUUACGGUGCCAUAAAGAUGGGCACGUGCUCGCGUCCCUUCCCUGGAGCGGUCACCAAGUCCGAGUGUUGCUGCGCUAAUCCAGAACACGGCUUCGGAGAGCCAUGUCAACCCUGUCCCUCCAGGAACUCAGCUGAGUUCCAGGCCGUGUGCAGCAGCGGCAUUGGUAUCACAGCUGAUGGCAGAGACAUCAACGAGUGUGCCCUGGACCCAGACAUCUGUCAGAACGGCAUUUGUGAGAACCUGAGAGGAAGCUACCGCUGCAUCUGCAACAUCGGCUACGAGUCUGACACCAGUGGAAAGAACUGUGUUGAUAUCAACGAGUGUCUUGUCAACCGGCUGCUCUGUGACAACGGUCUCUGCAGGAACACACCUGGCUCCUACUCCUGCUCGUGUCCUAAAGGAUUUGUCUUCAAACCUGACUCAGAGACGUGUGAAGACAUCAACGAAUGUGAUUCCAGCCCGUGCAUCAACGGAGUGUGUCGCAAUGUGGCUGGGUCCUUCAACUGUGAAUGUGCCCAUGGCAGCAAGCUGGACUCCACCAACACCAUCUGUGUGGACAGUAUGAAGAGCACCUGCUGGCUGACCAUACAGGACAACCGCUGUGAGGUCAACAUCAACGGAGCCACUCUGAAGUCCGAGUGCUGCUCCACCCUGGGGGCGGCCUGGGGCAGCCCCUGUGAGCCCUGCGAGAUCGACACCGCUUGUUCGAGAGGAUUCGCACGUAUGAAGGGCCUCGUGUGUGAAGAUGUGAAUGAGUGUAAGGUCUUCAACCGUCUGUGUACGUACGGACCCUGCCGCAACACCAUCGGCAGCUUCAAGUGUCGCUGCAACAACGGCUUCGCUCUCACGGCCGAGGAAAGGAACUGCACAGACAUCGACGAGUGCCGCAUCUCCCCCGACCUGUGCGGCCACGGCACCUGCGUCAACACCCCGGGCAGCUUCGAGUGCGAGUGCUUCGAGGGCUACGAGAGCGGCUUCAUGAUGAUGAAGAACUGCAUGGACAUUGACGAGUGUGAGCGAGAACCCCUGCUGUGCCGUGGAGGAAUCUGUCUGAACACUGAGGGGAGUUAUGAGUGUGAAUGUCCCACUGGAUUCUCACUCAGCACCGACGGUUCUGCUUGUGAAGAUGUGAACGAGUGUCAGCUGAGUGAGAACCUGUGCAGAAAUGGAAAGUGUGUGAACAUGGCUGGAACUUACCAGUGCACCUGUGACACUGGGUACCAGGCCACGCCAGACCGACAGGGCUGUGUUGAUAUUGACGAGUGCACCAUCAUGAACGGAGGAUGUGAGACUCACUGCACAAACUCAGAGGGCAGUUACGAGUGCAGCUGCAGCGAGGGCUACGCCCUCAUGCCUGACCUCAGGACCUGCGCAGAUAUCGACGAGUGUGAGGAGACACCGGAGAUCUGCGAUGGAGGUCAGUGCACCAACAUCCCCGGAGAAUACCGCUGUCUGUGUUACGACGGCUUCAUGGCGUCCAUGGACAUGAGGACGUGUAUCGACGUGAAUGAGUGUGACCUGAACCCGAACAUCUGUCUCCAUGGCGACUGUGAGAACACCAAAGGUUCCUUCAUCUGCCACUGUCAGCUGGGCUACUUCGUCAAGAAAGGAUCCACCGGCUGCACAGAUGUGGAUGAGUGCGAGAUCGGCGCUCACAACUGCAACAUGCACGCCGCGUGCAUCAACGUUCCUGGGAGCUUCAAAUGUCGCUGUCGGGACGGCUGGAUAGGAGACGGCAUCAAGUGUAUUGACCAGGACGAGUGCUCCUUUGAAGACCACAACUGUAACCCCAACGCAGACUGCGUCAACACCCCGGGGUCGUACAGGUGCACCUGUAAAGACGGCUUCAACGGAGACGGCUUCUCAUGCUCUGACAUGGACGAGUGUGCGGACAACGUGAACCUGUGUGAGAACGGCCAGUGUCUGAACGCUCCGGGCGGAUACCGCUGCGAGUGUGAGAUGGGCUUCACACCCACAGAAGACAGCAAAGCCUGUCAAGACAUCGAUGAGUGUAACUUCCAGAACAUCUGUGUGUUCGGAACCUGCCAGAACCUUCCCGGGAUGUUCCGCUGCGUGUGCGACGACGGUUACGAGCUGGACCGCAGCGGAGGAAACUGCACCGAUAUCAACGAGUGUUCUGACCCCGUGAACUGCAUCAACGGACUGUGUGUCAACACUCCAGGAAGUUACCUGUGCAACUGCCCAGCUGACUUUGAGCUGAACCCCACAGGAGUGGGCUGCGUGGACACUCGUGUCGGCAACUGCUUCCUGGACGUCUUCGCUCGCGGUGAUGGAGGAAUCUCCUGCACGGCCGAGAUCGGCGUGGGAGUGCCUCGCGCCUCCUGUUGUUGCUCCCUGGGAGGAGCCUGGGGAAACCCCUGUGAACUCUGCCCAGCUCCCAACUCCACCGAGUACAAGACGCUGUGUCCCGGAGGAGAGGGAUUCAGACCCAACCCCAUCACUGUCAUCCUGGAAGACAUUGACGAGUGCCAGGAGCUGCCAGGCCUCUGCCAGGGUGGAAACUGUGUCAACACCUUCGGCAGCUUCCAGUGCGAGUGUCCUGCUGGCUACUACCUCAACGAGGAGACGCGCAUCUGCGAGGAUAUCGACGAGUGCACAACUCACAUCGGCAUCUGUGGACCUGGAACCUGCUACAACACCCUGGGCAACUACACCUGUGUGUGUCCGCCCGAAUACAUGCAGGUUAACGGAGGAAACAACUGCAUGGGUGACCCCUACAACGGAGGGAAAGCCGGGAACAAGCCGUGUGAGGCCUGUCCCACUCCUGCCACCUCUGAGUACCAGCUGCUCUGUGGAAACCAGGCUCCUGGAUUCAUUAUUGACAUUCACACCGGCAAACCCAUCGACAUCGACGAGUGCAGGGAGAUCCCAGGUAUCUGUGCCAGCGGAGUGUGUAUCAAUCAGAUUGGAAGCUUCCGCUGCGAGUGUCCCAUGGGCUUCAGUUACAACAACAUACUCCUGAUCUGUGAAGAUAUUGAUGAGUGCAACAGCGGGGACAACCUGUGCCAACGGAACGCCAAGUGCAUCAAUAUACCAGGGAGCUACCGAUGCGAGUGUUCGCCAGGGUUCAAACUGUCCCCCAGCGGGGCCUGUGUGGACCGUAACGAAUGCCUGGAGAUUCCCAACGUCUGCAGCCACGGCGACUGCAUCGACACGGAGGGCAGUUAUCGCUGUCUGUGCCUGAACGGCUUCAAGGUUUCUGCUGACCAGACCAUGUGCAUGGACGUGGACGAGUGCGACCGACAGCCGUGUGGUAACGGUACCUGCAAAAACACCGUGGGAUCCUACAACUGUCUCUGCUUCCCUGGGUUUGAGCUCACGCACAACAACGACUGCAUGGACGUGGACGAGUGCAUCGCCCUCCAGGGCCAGGUCUGCAGGAACGGACAGUGCAUCAACGCACUCGGAUCCUUCCAGUGUCUCUGCCUCGAGGGUUACGAGAACACGCCUGAUGGAAAGAAUUGCGUCGAUAUUAACGAGUGUGUGAGUCUGCCCGGGACUUGUUCUCCAGGAACAUGUCAGAACCUGGACGGAUCCUUCAGAUGCAUCUGUCCACCAGGAUACGAAGUGCAAAAUGACCAGUGCAUCGAUAUUAACGAGUGUGAGGAGCCCAACAUCUGCCAGUUUGGCACCUGCACCAACACCCCCGGCAGCUUCCAGUGCUCCUGCCAGCCCGGCUUCGUGCUCUCCGACAACAAACGUCGUUGCUACGAUACCAGAGAGAGCUUCUGUUUCACCAAAUUCGAUGCGGGUAAAUGCUCCGUCCCCAAAGCCUUCAACACCACCAAGGCUAAGUGCUGCUGCAGUAAGAUGCCUGGAGAGGGCUGGGGUCUCCCCUGUGAGCUGUGCCCACGGGAAACAGAUGCUGCUUUCAGCACCCUGUGUCCCUUCGGCCACGGAGUCGUCCCUGGACCGGGUGAAGCCCGUGAAGAUAUGAACGAGUGUCUGGAGAAUCCUGGCAUCUGCCAGAACGGUAUCUGCAUCAACACCGACGGUUCUUUCCGCUGUGAAUGUCCCUUUGGUUACAACCUGGAUUACACCGGAGUCAACUGUGUCGACACCGAUGAGUGCUCCAUAGGAAACCCCUGUGGUAAUGGAACCUGCACCAACGUGGUCGGAGGUUUCGAGUGCUCCUGCCAUGAGGGUUUCGAGCCUGGGUCCAUGAUGACUUGCGAAGACAUCAACGAGUGCUCCCAGAAUCCACUGCUGUGUGCCUUCCGUUGUGUCAACACCUUUGGUUCCUACGAGUGCAUGUGUCCUGCCGGCUACGUGCUGCGGGAUGAUCAACGCAUGUGCAGAGACCAGGACGAAUGCUCAGAGGGUCUGGAUGACUGUGACUCCAAGGGCAUGAGCUGUAAAAACCUCAUCGGAAACUUCAUGUGUAUCUGCCCUCCCGGCAUGCAACGCAGACCAGAUGGAGAGGGAUGUAUGGACCUGAACGAGUGCCGUUCCAAACCCGGCAUCUGUAAGAACGGACGUUGUGUCAACACGGUGGGAAGUUACCGCUGCGACUGCAACGAAGGAUUUGAGCCGAGCCCCACUGGAACGGAAUGUAUCGCCAACAGAAAGGGCUUCUGUUUCACUGAGGUUCUGCAGACCAUGUGCCAGCAGUCGUCCACCAACAGGAACAGUGUGACCAAGUCAGAGUGCUGCUGCAACAUGGGCCGCGGCUGGGGCUCACUGUGUGAGCUGUGUCCACUGCCUGGUACUGUACAGUACAAGAAGAUGUGUCCACUGGGACCAGGGUACACCACGGACGGACGAGACAUCAACGAGUGUCAGGUGAUGCCAGACCUCUGUCAGAACGGUCAGUGCAUCAACACCAUCGGAUCGUUCCGCUGUCACUGUAAUUUGGGAUACAAGACCGACUUUACCGCGACAUCCUGCGUCGAUCUAGAUGAGUGCGGUCUGUCUCCGAAACCAUGUAACUUCCUGUGUAAAAACACAGAGGGCAGCUACCUCUGCUCCUGCCCCAGGGGAUACAACCUACAGCCGGACGGAAAGACCUGCAAGGAUCUGGACGAAUGUUCAACCAAGCAGCACAACUGUCAGUUCCUCUGCGUCAACACCAUCGGCGGCUUCACCUGCAAGUGUCCGCCUGGUUUCGCCCAGCAUCAGACCGCCUGUAUCGACAACAACGAGUGUGCUGCUGUCAACAGUGCCUGCGGUUCACGGGCUUCGUGCGUUAACACGCCUGGGAGCUUCAACUGUGAAUGCACCAAGGGUUUCUCCCUGGACACCACCGGUGUGGAGUGUGAAGAUGUGGAUGAAUGCAGCAGUAAUCACCGCUGUCAGCACGGCUGUCAGAACAUGCUGGGAGGUUUCCGCUGUGGCUGCCCACAGGGAUAUGUGCAGCACUACCAGUGGAACCAGUGUGUGGAUGAGAACGAGUGUCAGUCGGGGUCAGUGUGUGGCUCCGCCUCCUGCUACAACACACUGGGCAGCUUCAAGUGCGUGUGUCCGUCCGGCUUUGACUUUGAGCAGACCAACGGAGGCUGCCAGGACGUGAACGAAUGUUCCUCGGGCAGCAACCCCUGCAUCUACGGCUGCUCCAACACUGACGGAGGCUACCUGUGUGGAUGUCCCGGAGGCUUCUACCGAGCCGGACAGGGCCACUGUAUGACCGGAGCAGGAUUCCCAGGCCAAUUCAUCGAAGGUGAGGAGGACGACGACAGUCUUUCUCCUGAGGCCUGCUACGAGUGUAAGAUCAACGGCGGUGGAAAGAAUGGACGACACAAGCGCAACGCCGAUAAAAACGACCUGGACCAGGAGCCGGCGGUGAGCAUGGCCAGCGUGGACACUCAGACCUCCAUCCCCAUGAACCUGUCCCUGGCCUUGUUAUCCAACAAGGAGCCUCUGCUCGAGCUCCUCCCCGCCCUGCAGCCGCUGGAGCACCACGUGCGUUACGUCAUCACCCACGGGAACGCCGACGAACACUUCCGCCUGCUGGAACGCCGCGACGGAAAGAGCGUACUCCGACUGGGCAAGAGGCCGCCUCCAGCCGGAUCUUACCGACUGGAAAUUGCCAGUUUGAGGCUGUUUGGGCCCCGGAGGCUAGAGCAGCUGGAGAAGCAGCACGACAGUGACUACCUACAAGGAGAAAUAGGAGACGCCCUGCGCAUCAAGCUCCACAUCCACCUGCACUGAGCUCCGAAUGUGUCGCUGCCCUGGACUGAUUCCUGAAGCCUUUGAGUUUUAACCUGACCUUUUUAUCCAGUCACUCUCUCCUCCCAGCAGGACCGUCCCUCCCCCUCACCC